This is a messenger RNA of Notodromas monacha, 1237 nucleotides long. The record is from the annotation of a GenBank genome assembly. Lineage: Eukaryota; Metazoa; Arthropoda; Ostracoda; Podocopida; Cyprididae.
UAUUUUGAUAUAUAAACGAGGCGGAUCAGGUAUAGUUUCCACAGUUCAGCUUAGAAAGAAAAAUUCGCUGUCGUUGUUCCGGUCGUAUUGCUCCUAAACUCAAGAAAACUAUUUCUCGCUAAUAUUUCCUAUUUUCAGUGAAGAAAUAAAUUUUAUUUGGUUUUACAAUGGAAAAACUCGCUGUCGUUUUCAUCCUGAUUAUUGGAGUUCUUGCUUAUCAAACAAGCGCAAAGACUGUAUCGGAUUCGGAACCAGCCAAGAACGAAACAAAAUCGAUCAUGGGAAGGGAUUCUCUGGACAACCUCGCUCCGAAGGCCGAUUACUGCAAGGUGUCUCAAGGACACACGGCUUGCAAAUUCACGAAGCCGAACGAGCUCGGUGCUUGCCAAAAAGUGAACAAACGAGAGCUGACACCGACUGAGAAGAGCAAAAUCGUGGAUGCGCACAAUGCCAAGCGCAGGCUGGUCGCCAAGGGGAAUCAGAGCCCGCAACCCGAGGCUGCUGACAUGGCCAAGCUCGUUUGGAACGACGAGGCGGCUGCGAUAGCCCAACUCUGGGUGGACCAGUGCACCUUCAACCACGACCAGGAACGUUCUACUGUGAAGACCGGAAAAUCGAUCACUAAUGGACAGAAUUUGUACAUGGGAAUGGGACCAGGCGACCUCGACAUAGAUGACGCCAUCAACGCCUGGUUUGAAGAAGUGAAGUCGUUUUCGCCGUCAAGUGUUACGAAUUUCCAAUUCAGCAUGAGCACGGGUCAUUAUUCUCAGCUGGUUUGGGCCAAGACCACGAGCAUCGGAUGCGGUUUCGUCAACUACGGCAACGAUCAAAAAAUAUUUGCGUGCAACUACGGACCAGCCGGAAAUUUCAUGGGUCAGCCUGUUUACAAAACCGGGAAAGCCUGUUCAGCGUGUCCGAGUGACAUGUCCAAAUGUGACGACGGUCUUUGCACUAAAUGACCUCGUUCGCGAGUGAUGACCCGAGCCCGUUGAAAAGUUACCGAGUGUUUCAAAAAGUAUUCUAGUUUGCAUGUGACAGCACCUCACCGAGAAUCAGCAAAAUGUAUUCGUUUUGGCACCAGUUAUAAAGAUAUCAAUCCUUUCGCAACAUGAAACCUGCUCUCUUGUCUUCCCACCGGAAACUCAACUCUUAUGGAAGGCGACAAAUGCUUCCUAGAAGUAUGCAUUGCUCUGUUCACGGUGUCCUGCAAAUGAAUUGGCUUAAAUAUCAAAGUUCA